UCCAUUUAAAGUUAACGGACUCGGCAGAGAGCAGGGGUUCUGUCCGGCAGCAGAGGAGCUCACAGCAGGCGACAGAAGCAGCAUGUCCUCCCCCACACACCCAGAGGUGAAGGAACUGAACCCUGUCGACUUCAUCCAGCUCCAGCACUACAUCGAGUAUUGCCGUCUGAAGGUGAAGGAUGUCCUGCGGGAGUUUGACGCAGACGGCCGCCUGGCGAGGCACCGGCACGGAGAGUGCAUCAACGAGGAGGGCUUCCAGCUGUUCCUCAAGACCUACUUAGAAGUGGAGGACUUUCCCGUGGACCUCUGCCAGAGACUCUUCCUCUCCUUCCAGAACUCCGAGCCUGUGAAGGAGGACGCCAAGGAAGUCUUCCUGAAAGAUGUUUCGUGUUAUUUCUCUCUGCUGGAGGACGGACAGCCGCGAGACAAGCUGGAGUUCGCUUUCAAGCUGUACGACAGAGACGGUAACGGCGUCCUGGACAGCUCGGAAGUGGACAGGAUUAUCGCUCAGAUGAUGCACGCUGCAGAAUAUCUCGGAUGGGAUGUUUCAGAGCUGAGGCCGGUGUUGAAGGACAUGAUGACGGCGAUCGACGCUGACAGCAGCGGCACGGUUUCUCUGGACGAGUGGGUGGAGGGCGGCAUGAACAACGUGCCUCUACUGGUGCUGCUGGGUCUGAAGAUGACGCAGCAGGAUGGGCAGCACCUCUGGAGGAUGAAGCAUUUUAAUAAACCUGUUUACUGCAACGUGUGUCAGAGCAUGCUGCUGGGAAUCAGGAAACAGGGACUGUGCUGCACCUGCUGUAAGUACACGGUGCACGGCCGCUGUGCUAACAGGAACCCGGCGCCCUGCACACGGACGUAUGUGAAGUCCAAGAAAGAAACCGGGGUUCCUGCUCACGACUGGGUGAGCGGGAACUGCGACUCGAGGAAGUGUGAGAAAUGCCAGAAGAAGAUCAAGAGUCUGCAGGGCCUGACGGGGAAGCACUGUGUGUGGUGCCACACCAUGCGUCAUGAUGAAUGUGCGGACCAGGAGCCGACAGAGUGCAGCUGUGGGGCCCUCAGGGACCACAUCCUGCCUCCAUGGGCCAUUUAUCCUGUUAUUAAGGAGAGACCGGUCAUCGUGAAGAACGGCUGCUCUGGAGCUGCAGACGACAGUGAGCUCAACACCACUCCUGAUGGACAGGUGCUGCAGAUCAGCCCGGUGGAGAACACCCACCCCCUGCUGGUGUUCGUGAAUCCUAAGAGUGGAGGCAAGCAGGGGGAGAGAGUCCUGCACAAGUUCCAGUAUUUACUGAAUCCCCGGCAGGUCAACAACCUGAUCACUGACGGGCCGGGACCUGGCCUCAGCUUCUUCAAAAAUCUGCAGAGCUUCAGGAUCCUGGUGUGCGGGGGGGACGGCACCGUGGGCUGGAUCCUCGACGCUAUAGACAAAGCCAACCUGAUGGUGCGCCCGCCCGUCGCUGUCCUUCCUCUGGGGACAGGAAAUGACCUUGCUCGCUGUCUGCGUUGGGGGGGAGGGUAUGACGGUGAGGACCUGAGUCGGAUCCUGAGAGACAUUGAAGGCAGCACGGAGGUCCUGAUGGACCGCUGGAGCGUUCAGGUCAUCACGGAUCUGAACCAGGAGAAAGGAGACCCGGUGCCGUACGAGAUCAUCAACAACUACUUCUCCAUCGGAGUGGACGCCUCCAUCGCUCACCGCUUCCACACCAUGAGGGAGAAACACCCGCAGAAAUUCAACAGCAGGAUGAAGAACAAGCUGUGGUACUUUGAGUUCGCCACGUCAGAAACCAUCUCGGCCUCCUGCAAGAAGCUGAGCGAGAGUCUGGAGAUCGAGUGCUCGGGCACUCCUCUGGACCUCAGCGGUUUGUCUCUGGAGGGGAUCGCCAUCCUGAACAUUCCCAGCAUGCACGGCGGCUCCAACCUGUGGGGCGAGACCAAGAAAGGGGACGGUAAAGCUGCGGGGGGGCCGGAGGAGCCCGAGGUCAUCGUCGACCCGGAGGUCCUAAAGGUCACCUCCCAAGACCUGAGCGACCGGCGGCUGGAGGUGGUGGGUCUGGAGGGGGCGAUGGAGAUGGGUCAGAUCUACACCGGGCUGAAGAGCGCCGUGAGGCUCGCCAAGACCUCCCAGAUCACCAUCAGGGUGAAGAAGGCGUUACCGAUGCAGAUCGACGGGGAGCCGUGGAUGCAGCCUCCCUGCACGAUCCACAUCACUCACAAGAACCAGGCCAGCAUGCUGAUGGCUCCUCAGGCCAAGUCUUCCGGUUUCUUCAAAUAAAAGGACCCCCUCCUCCCCCCCCCACUCUGGUUUACUGUAAAUAAAUACACUUUUAGGAAUAAAUCAAAUCAGUCUGAUGUUGUAGAAUAAUACCUGCAUCUGUGUAACCGAAGCAUGGCGCCGUACGGACCGACGGUUAGUUUGCACCGUGGGAACAAGAUGUUUUUUAUUACUGCUCCUCUCUCGCGCUGCCUCUGUAGAGUCGUAUUUAAAGUGAAGAUAUAUCACGCUAACAGACUCAGCUUCAUGUGCCUUCACCUCCUGUUCCCUUUAUCUGCGCUGUUCAUAGAAGAACUGCAGAGUGUAGUCGUGCACAUAAUCCACGUGGUGUUGCUGUUCUCUGCGGCUGUUAACCUGCUGUGCAACUAAAUAUUUACUCUGUUUUUGGAACUUUUUUUUCAUUCUACGGAGGCCUGGGAGAGACUUUAGAGCAAAAACACAUGUUUAAAAUAAGUUUAAUCUACAGGUAGAAUUCACUGAUUUGUGCAAAAGGAGCCUUCAUAACUAUUAAUUCAUUAACAAGCAAUUCAAUCUUAAAUGAUUCAUCAUUCGUAAAGUCCUGAGGGAUCAUCAAGGGCAGGAAUUUUAAGGCAUUUUUGGAAGAAUUGAAAUGAAAUUAGGGUUACGACCGGGCAUGUUCUCUCUUAGUCCGUCACUAUAAGUAAUCAAUUUCCCUGUGGAAAACAACAACAACCAGACAACAGAGUAAACAAAAAAUCACUCAAGAGCAGAGGAAACAUCUUAAAUGAACCUGCAGUUAUUACAGUUUGAAAGUGUGUUUGAAAUAGUACAAAUGUAGAGCUGUCCAAAAUUAAACGUCUUAAUUUAUUUAUUGUUCUUAUUGUCACUCCUGGGCCUCCGUACCUUUCACAGAAGAUACUUGAAAGUGUUUUGGGAAACAGAACAGGACAUUGUGUGUGUGUGUGUGUGUGUGUGUGUGUGUGUGUGUGUGUGUGUGUGUGUGUGUGUGUGUGUGUGUGUGUGUGUGUGUGUGUGUGUGUGUGUGUGUGUGUGUGUGUGUGUGUGUGUGUGUGUGUGUGUGUGUGUGUGUGGGGAGGAAUCUGUGUUAUCUAACUUAUUAAUUGAGUUGUGUUUGAGAUAAGUGGUUGUUAUUUAAGUGCUUUAAUCAGUCAUAUCAUUUCAAUAUAUCUGGAUCAUGUAUAAGCCUGAAUUAACCCACUGUGUAAAGACUUUAAUAAAUCACCUUACCUUCA
Messenger RNA from Eleginops maclovinus (Patagonian blennie), 3489 nucleotides. It is a transcript of the gene dgkaa, whose product is annotated as diacylglycerol kinase, alpha a. The record is from RefSeq and is a predicted model, not a curated record. Gene Ontology annotation, molecular function: calcium ion binding; ATP-dependent diacylglycerol kinase activity. Lineage: Eukaryota; Metazoa; Chordata; Actinopteri; Perciformes; Eleginopidae. Gene Ontology annotation, cellular component: plasma membrane. Gene Ontology annotation, biological process: lipid phosphorylation; diacylglycerol metabolic process; intracellular signal transduction.